This is a messenger RNA of Rhizophagus irregularis DAOM 181602=DAOM 197198, 1149 nucleotides long. The record is from RefSeq and is a predicted model, not a curated record. Lineage: Eukaryota; Fungi; Glomeromycota; Glomeromycetes; Glomerales; Glomeraceae.
AUGUUAUUAAAUAAUCAAAAUAAUUCGAAUUCUGUCUUUUUACUUGGAAUAUUUAAUCAAAUUGGAAUUGAAAUUAAUGUUGACAAACAAAUGGCAUUUGAGCUAUAUCGGAAUGCAGCAAAUUCAGGAAAUGUAUUUGGAAUAACUAGUUUAGGGUAUUGUUAUGAAAAGGGAAUUGGAACCAGUGUUAAUAAACAAAAAGCAUUUGAAUUAUACCAAAAGGCUGCAAAUUUAGGAAAUUCACGUGGAAUAAACUACUUAGGAUCUUGUUAUAAUAAUAGAAUUGGAACUAGUGUUAAUGAACAGAAGGCAUUUGAAUUAUAUCAAGAGGCUGCAAAUUUAGGUAAUUCAUGCGGAUUAAGAAAUUUAGCAAGGUGUUAUGAAUAUGGUAUUGGAAUUGGUAUUGACAAACAGAAGGCAUUUGAAUUAUAUCAAAAAGCAGCAAAUUUAGGAGAUGCGUAUGGAACAUGUUAUUUUGGAAUUUGUUAUGAAUUUGGUAUUGGAACUAGUAUUGAUAAACAAAAGGCCUUUGAACUAUUUCAAAAAGUAGCAAAUUUGGAAAAUACAAGUGGAAUGAUCCAUUUAGGAAGGUGUUAUGAUAGUGGUAUUGGAACUAGUAUUAAUAAACAAAAGGCCUUUGAACUAUUUCAAAAAGCCGCAAAUUUAGGAGAUGUGUAUGGAAUGAACUUCUUAGGAAGGUGUUAUAAAAAUGGUAUUGGAACUAGUAUUAAUAAACAAAAGGCCUUUGAACUAUUUCAAAAAGCUGCAAAUUUAGGAGUUGCGUAUGGAGUAAACAACUUAGGAAGGUGUUAUAAAAAUGGUAUUGGAACUAGUAUUAAUAAACAAAAGGCCUUUGAACUAUUUCAAAAAGCUGCAAAUUUGGGAAAUGCAAUUGGAAUACACAACUUAGGAAGGUGUUACAAAAAUGGUAUUGGAACUAGUAUUGAUGAACAAAAGGCAUUUGAACUAUAUCAAAAAGCAGCAAAUUUAGGAAAUGAUUUAGCUCAAUAUAAUCUUGCUUUAAUAUAUGAAUAUGGAAAGGGAGUUAAAAAGGAUAUAAAUCAAGCUAAUUAUUGGUAUAAAAAAUCUGCUAAACAAGGAAAUUUGGGUGCUCAAGAUAAGUUAAAUAAAUUAAAAGAAUCUUGUUGA